AUGUCACAGGCAAUCGCGGCUCUGGUUCACGCGGCGCAGUUGACCCAAGAGAGGGACACUGAUUCCUCUGGCACGACUUCCGCACUGCCUCCUAUAUCGAACGACUACCCGUACCCGUACUCGUCUCUCCAACAUGUCGGUUUCUUUGUGCUCUUCUUCUUCCCCGCACUCGCCCUCAUCGUGGUGGCCCUGCGGGUGUAUAGCCGAGUCAGCACGAAGCAGUUUGGCUGGGGUGUCCCGAUAGACGAUGGAUUGAUAUGUUUUGCUAUGGUCGAGUCCAUCGCUGAGACGGUAGCAUCUUACUUUGCUAUGCGAUAUGCCUUCCUUGGCGUUCACGUUAAGGAUAUUCCCUUGGAGGCUGACAACCGGCUGGGCAGUCUAUGGAACUACAUCAUCCAGCUUUUAUACAACCCGAUCUUGGCGCUCGUCAAAACGUCGGUGUUGAUGUUUCUGCUGCGGUUGAGCGGUCAGAAGCGGUCGAUUCGAUACACGAUUAUCGGGCUCAAUGUCUUCAACAUUGCGCUCAUGAUUGCAAUCUUCACCACCGUCGUCUUCCAGUGUCAGCCAAUCAGCUACUUCUGGGAGAAGGCGGGUCGCAACCCCCCGACGGAGGGCAAGUGCAUCGACAUGCCCGCCUUCUAUGUCAGCACCGCCUCUCUGACAAUCUUCACUGACGUUUUGUCUCUCGCCCUGCCUUUUUGGAUCUUCCUCGGGUUGAAGAUGCCUGUCCGGGUAAAGGUAGCGCUGCUCGGCGUCUUUGCCCUUGGAGCUGUUGUCACCGCCAUCAGCGUCCUCCGGCUCGCAUGGCUGAUCGAGGUCUCGUACCACAUCAACGAACAAGACCCUACCUACGACAUCCGCUUCACCUACUCGGCCGUCGAAACGAACCUCGCCAUCAUCACGGCCUCGGCGCCGGCGCUGCGCGGCCUCUUCCUCCGCUGGUUCCCCAAUUUCUUCGCCUCGCUCAAGAGCUCAUCCAACGGCCGCUACGGCUACGGACACAGCGGGGAUCCGAACAAAAAGUCUCGCACGAUGGCGACGGCGACGGCUACGGCGUCGCGGGGCCGCGCGGUGUCGCACCACGCCGACGCGUUCCAACUCAAGAACAUGAAGGGUCGGUCCGAGAUACGUUCGCACUCGCCAACGACGAGCGAGGAGGAGAUUAUGACAUACGACGGCAUCAUGCGCACGACCGAGGUCAAUAUCAUUUACGACGACCGGCGCGAUUCGACGCCUCACGGCGCAAGGGAGCCCGUGGAUAGGAACGAGGCUUCGAGCCGCAGCCAUUACGACACGAAACUCUACUCGACUACUAGCUCGGGGAGUUUGUAA
Colletotrichum spaethianum is the source of this 1332-nucleotide messenger RNA. RefSeq lists its product as uncharacterized. The record is from RefSeq and is a predicted model, not a curated record. The coding region runs from base 1 to 1332 and encodes 443 amino acids. The transcript has 4 exons. NCBI's taxonomy places the organism in Eukaryota, Fungi, Ascomycota, Sordariomycetes, Glomerellales, Glomerellaceae.